Salmo salar (Atlantic salmon) is the source of this 1751-nucleotide messenger RNA. RefSeq names its product diacylglycerol O-acyltransferase 2-like. Gene Ontology annotation, cellular component: endoplasmic reticulum membrane. NCBI's taxonomy places the organism in Eukaryota, Metazoa, Chordata, Actinopteri, Salmoniformes, Salmonidae. Gene Ontology annotation, molecular function: diacylglycerol O-acyltransferase activity. Gene Ontology annotation, biological process: triglyceride biosynthetic process. The record is from RefSeq and is a predicted model, not a curated record.
GUUGGACAAAAUCAAUUUAACGUCAUCACUACUAUAUUUGGUAAUGAGUAGAAACGCCAAGCGGAUGCUUCAUAUUUAUACAUCCAGUGAAAUAUCUGUCUCAUUGUUCUAGAGAAGCGGGUUGACUGUUGAUCCGGAAACUCACCGAGGGACGUACUCUUCCGCUCCGAGAUUUGUUCUAGUAAAUUGAUGAUCUUGAGUUACUAUUAAAGAUGAUAGUAUUGUUAAUAUAGUAACUUGUUCUACUGUCAAUGGUUCAACAUAUUAGAAACACUAACAAUAGCUCGUUAGUGUGUCAAAGUGUUGGGGGAGUGGAAGUGAUCGUUAUUUGCCAUAUAUGCAACUUGAACUGUGAUCGAAGUAGGCUCGUCCAUGCAGGGUAUAACGUUAGGUCUACUAGGCUUCUCCGGACAGUCGAUCGAAGUAUCCUUCGUCCAUGCAGGAUAUAACGUUAGGUCAACUAGGCUUCUCCGGACAGUUGCUCUGUGAACAAUUUAGGGGAAAUUACAGAAAAGGUUGAAGGGAUGAAGCAGAAAAAGACUAAAUUGAAGGAUUUCCUAGAGAAUAUCAGUGUACUGCAAUGGAUACUGACCUUCCUCUUAUUAGGUCUGGCUUGUAUUGGGUUGAUGGUGUACCUUAUGUUUACCUCUCUGUGGCCACUGCCUACUCUCUACUUCAUAUGGCAGUUGAAGGACUGGCACACACCUGAAAGAGGGGGCAGGAGAACUGCAUUUGUGAGAAACUGGAAAAUGUGGAAACAUGUAAGGGACUACUUCCCAAUGAAGUUGGUGAAGACAGCGGAGUUGAACCCAAACAAGAACUACAUCUUAGGGUGUCAUCCUCAUGGUGUCAUGAGUAUGGGAGCCUUUACCUCUUUCAGCACUGAGGCCUGUGGCUUUAUGGACCUCUUCCCUGGGGUGCGCUCCUGCCUCUGCAUACUAGGUGGCAUCUUCAAGGUCCCCCUCUACAGGGAAUAUGCCAUGGCCACAGGUUGUUAUCCAGUCAGCAAGCCCAGUCUAGAGCACCUUCUGUCUAAAAGUGGGAAAGGCAAUGCGGUAGUGAUUGUGAUAGGGGGCGCUGCUGAGUCUCUGCUGAGUCUGCCUGGGGUCAAUACUGUGUAUAUGAAGCAGAGGAAAGGCUUCGUCCGGGUGGCCCUGGAGUUUGGGGCUGACCUCGUGCCCGUCUACUCGUAUGGGGAGAACAAUAUCUUCCGCCAGGUGAUCUUCACAGAGGACAGUGUGGGCUGGAGGUUGCAGCAACUCUUUAAGAAGCUCAUGGGCUUUGCCCCCUGUCUGUUCGUGGGUGAAUGCUGGUUCUGGAUGCCUUACCACUGCCCUGUCACCACUGUCGUGGGUAGUCCUAUCCCAGUGCCAAAGCGGCCUUCCCCCACUCAGGAGGAAGUGGAUCACUACCAUGGCCUCUACAUGGAGGCCCUGGCCAAGCUCUUCCAUGGACACAAGGCCAGCUGUGGACUCUCAGACAGCCACGAGCUGCGCAUCAUAUAGGCCAAUCAUUUAGACUGCUCCCACAAGGACUAUGUGAAUGACGUGAUUUGUCAUGGUGUCUUUUUGUCAGAUACUGUAGCCAACCGAUCUCCACAGUGAGACUACUUGAAUGAACAUAUUCCAACUCAGGAUCCAGCGAUGUUCCAAUCAUUGAUCCCUGGAUCCACUAAGCUGCCUGGCUAAUAACUUUUGACUGUAUUUACUGUAAGGGAACAGUGCAUGUGCUUUAAUGUACCAAUAAUUUAA